GCAUCUGUAAAGUGAGCAAUAUUAGUUGGAAAUUAGCUAUUGACUUGUUUUAGUCCACCGAUAAUUAUCUUGUACGUGAAGCCCAUAUCUGUUGGUAUUGUUUAGAGCGAUGGUAUGCAGGAAAGUCAUGCUGUACAGAAGACGAUGAUGAUAAGAACUUCUAGGUGGUCAGUAGUACUUCAUAUCCUCUCUGUCAUAUUGUCUUCUCUUCAUGGCUGCUCUGCUAGAGAUACUAUAACAAUGAAAAGUAGUGUAGUUGAUGGACAAACUCUUGUUUCAGCAGAGAAUAGAUUUGAGUUGGGGUUCUUUGGCCCAUCUAGAAGCUCUAAUGUGAAGAGAUAUGUAGGGAUCUGGUACACCUCCAAUCCACAAACAGUUGUGUGGGUUGCUAAUAGAGCAACACCGCUUUCAGAUAAAAGUGGAGUUUUACAUAUUGCAAAUGGUUACCUCAAGUUAUCCGACAAGAAAGGGAAGGUUUAUUGGUGUACAGAACAGCAGAAUAAACGUUCGAAUAUUACGGUGAAGCUCAAUGAUACUGGUAACUUAAUUCUGUAUGAUGUUGAUGUUGAUGGGUUGGGGAUUAAACUAUGGCAAAGCUUUGAGCAUCCAACAGAUACAUUUCUUUUUGGUAUGAAGAAUGAUGGAAAUUUAGUUUUUACUUCAUGGACCAGUGAAGAUGAUCCAGCACCUGGAAACUUCAUUUUCAAGCAGGAUCCGCAAGCAAAUCGACUUCUUGUCACGAACAAGAGUAUCAUUUACUGGAGAUCAUGGCGGGAGUCAGGUAAAAUCUUUGAACUAGUGAACUUGAAUAUUACAGAGGAUGACACACGAGUUCACAAAAAUGAAAGAAUAGUGAUGAAUUUUACCGGAGAUUUGCAAUAUUGGCAGUUAUUUAGGGGCAUGAAAGAUUGGUCAUUGACGUGGUGGGAGCCGAAAGAUAGAUGCAGCAAGUACAAUUACUGUGGGACCUUUGGCUCUUGUAAUAUCAACAGCAAGUUACCAUGCAAAUGUUUGCCAGGUUUCAAACCUAAAGUCUCAGAGCAAUGGAAUGCUGGGGAAUUUGUGGAUGGUUGCUCCAGAAACUCUACAUCAUAUGGAACUGACUUCUUGAGCUUGAAAAGGAUGAAAUUGGAAUAUCCAGAAUCAUCAUUCAUUAUUAAUAAUGUAAAAGACUGUAGGCAGGAAUGCCUCAGGAAUAAUCAGUGCCAGGCAUAUACAGUAAAUGCCAGUAAGACUGACAGGCAACUUUCAUGUUUGACUUGGAUAGAGGAACUCAAAAGCAUUCAGGAGGACCAAGAUGACGGUUACGAUCUCUACGUCCGUGUGCCAGUGUCUGAUAUCGCACCGACAUCAAGAAGUUGUUUAACUUGUGGCACAAACUUGGUCCCUUAUCCCCUAAGCACUGGACCAAACUGCGGAGAUCCUGUGUACUACAGUUUCGACUGCGAUAUGGAUACAGGCCAACUAAGCUUCAUGACACCUGGUGGCAAUUACACGGUUACCCAUGUCAAUCCAAAGGAAAGCAUAUUUGAUAUUGAAAUGGAGGCCAAAGAAGCAGUAAAUUGUCAUGCUAUGCAUUCGUCGGGAAGCAAAAUUCUGCAGCUCAAUCGAUCAUCACCAUUCAACGUGACCAGCAGUUGCAGUAGUGACUUUACUAAUGAUUCUCCACUGAAGAGUACAAUUGAAGUGAAAAUUACUUGGAAGCCACCAUUAGAGCCAACCUGUAAUUCAUCGGCUGAUUGCAAAGAGUGGCCACAUUCAACUUGCAAUAUAACUGGAACAGGACAAAAACGGUGUCUCUGCAAUAGUGCCUUUCGAUGGGAUGGCUUGGGUUUAACCUGUACUCCAGGAGCUACUGGACAACUAAGAGAUUCUUUUAAUAAAAGCAAGACACUCCCUCUUUACCUCAUAGUAUCUCUGCCAAUUGCAAUGGCCCUGUUGUGUGCCAUUCUUUCUAUUUACUUGUGGAGAACAAAAAUGGUAAAGAAGAGAGCAAAACAAAGAAAAGCUCAUCUUCAUCGGUAUGACACUGAAAGAGGGGUUAAAGAGCUAAUGGAGUCGAGCCAUUUGGAAGGAAAGGACGGGACAGGCAUAGACGUACCUUUCUUUGAUUUUGAAAGCAUACUAGCUGCAACAGACAAUUUCUCAGAUGAAAAUAAACUUGGAAGAGGAGGGUUUGGGCCGGUAUACAAGGGUAAGUUUCCAGGAGGUCAAGAAAUAGCUAUAAAGAGGCUUGCAAGUGUUUCAGGGCAGGGCUUGGAGGAAUUUAAAAAUGAAGUUGUGUUGAUUGCUAAACUUCAACAUCGAAAUCUUGUAAGGCUGUUAGGCUACUGCAUAAAAGGGGAGGAAAAGAUUCUACUGUAUGAAUAUUUGCCCAAUAAAAGCUUAGAUUCUUUCAUUUUUGAUGAAUCACUUAGCCAGCAAUUGGAGUGGGGGACACGGUUCAACAUUAUUCUGGGAGUUGCUAGAGGAUUGCUUUAUCUUCACCAAGAUUCCAGGCUGAGAAUCAUUCACAGAGAUUUGAAAACCAGUAACAUAUUACUAGAUGAAGAGAUGAAUCCAAAAAUAUCUGAUUUCGGCCUUGCAAGGAUGAUCCAAGGGAAACAGACUGAAGGAAGCACACUUAGAGUAGUUGGAACAUAUGGAUACAUGGCGCCGGAAUAUGCAAUAGAUGGAGUUUUCUCAGUAAAAUCAGAUGUUUUCAGCUUUGGUGUAGUGAUGCUUGAGAUCAUUAGCGGGAAAAAGAACAUGAGGUUCUAUUAUGUGGAAAAUACCCCAAGCCUAAUUGCUUAUGCAUGGAGACUGUGGCAGGAAGGCAAGGCAUUGGAUUUAAUGGACUCUACACUGCGGUCAAGUUGCAAUGCGAGUGAGGUGUUGAGGUGCGUGCAUGUUGGACUGUUAUGCUUGCAGGAAGAACCCAGCGAACGCCCCACCAUGUCCAACGUUGUUGUAUUGCUGGGUAGCGAAACUGCGAGCCUUCCUAUUCCGAAGCAGCCAGCUUUUGUGACAAGGACAACACUUUCUAGCACUGCUUCUACGUCUAGUAAGGCGGAAUCUAAAACUGAAAUCACUUCCACUCUUGAUGAAAGCCGAUGAUGGUGAAGGCUAUUGUGACAUCAAAUAUUGUUUGUUAUUGUUAGUUAUUUGCUUGAGGAACGUUAGUUUGAUUUCUUGUUUAUUUGAAAUCCAAUAAAUUUGUUUCCCAGUUAGAGCAUAUCCCUAUUUUGAAGGGAAUUGUUAGUAUUCUGAUUCUCAGAAUUGAUAUUUUUGGAAACAACCUACGUUGUAACUCAGCUAUUUAAAGGGCUGAAUACUGAAUAACUUAAAUAUAUAUAUACAAAUAAAAACUAUUCUCUGCA
Molecule: messenger RNA, 3359 nt
Organism: Gossypium raimondii (Peruvian cotton)
Lineage: Eukaryota; Viridiplantae; Streptophyta; Magnoliopsida; Malvales; Malvaceae
Product: G-type lectin S-receptor-like serine/threonine-protein kinase At4g03230
Exons: 8
Coding region: 115-3096 (993 amino acids)
Biological process (GO): recognition of pollen; protein phosphorylation
Molecular function (GO): protein serine/threonine kinase activity; ATP binding
Source: RefSeq, a predicted model, not a curated record